Protopterus annectens (West African lungfish) is the source of this 1227-nucleotide messenger RNA. Its product is annotated as histamine H3 receptor-like. Gene Ontology annotation, cellular component: membrane. Bases 1 to 1227 code for a protein of 408 amino acids. Gene Ontology annotation, biological process: adenylate cyclase-activating adrenergic receptor signaling pathway. Gene Ontology annotation, molecular function: histamine receptor activity. The transcript has 3 exons. The record is from RefSeq and is a predicted model, not a curated record. NCBI's taxonomy places the organism in Eukaryota, Metazoa, Chordata, Ceratodontiformes, Protopteridae.
AUGAACACAGUAACUGACAUAUUUAACUCAAGCACUUUGUCUGCUCCCUCCAUAUCUACUUCAGCUUAUAAUGACAGUUUUUAUCCUGAAACUGUUCUUCUUCCUCGGUUUUCUGGUGCAACAUCAAUAGUUGUAGUUGUGAUAAUGGCAACUGCAGCAGUUUUAAUAACAUUUGGAAAUGCUUUGGUUUUCCUUGCCUUUGUGGUAGAUGAAAAACUUAGAACACAGAGUAACUUGUAUCUUCUCAGUCUGGCUCUAUGUGACUUUUGGGUAGGUGUGGUGUCUGUACCUUUUUAUAUACCUUACAUGAAGUAUGGAACAUGGAUGCUUGGAAAAGCACUUUGCAAGUUUUGGAUGAUAGUGGACUAUACGGCAUGUGUAGCUUCAGUUUUCAACAUUGUUGUUAUCAGCUAUGACCGAUACCACUCUGUCACUAAUCCAGUUGCACAUCGAGCUCAGCAAGAGAAGAUAUGUAACAGCAUUGCAAAGAUUGUUGCUUUAUGGCUGCUUGCAUUUAUGAUUUAUGGUCCAGCUCUGAUUUUUUGGGAAACUAUCACUGGAGAGUCACAUCUACCUAGUAACCAGUGUUUUGCUGAAUUUACAUAUAGCUGGUACUAUAUUGUUUGUCUUUUAAAUUGUAAUUUUCUCAUUCCCUUCUUCAGUGUAAGCUAUUUCAAUCUAAGUAUAUACUGGAACAUUAGAAAGCGAACUAAAAACAGACACAUUACAGUCAGUAAAAUGCAACUACAGCCAAAAAAUGAAGGAAAAGAAACAUUUUUAUCUUUUAUAAGACUGCAUAUGCUCUCACUAAAAGAAAAAGUAACCUGUUCUUCUUCUGUGUCAAAAGAAUCUGCUAUUAAUAAAUGCACUGGUAAUGCUCUUUCUGUGCAAAAAAUGGAUGAAAUCAUUAGUGAUGUGAAUAACGGGAACAUCUCAUCACCAGUGGAUGAACCAAAAACACCAUCUCAAAACUCUGCAUUAAAACUUUCCAAAGACAAAAAGAUUGCAAAGUCUCUUGCUCUACUUGUUUGCAUUUUUGGCAUUUGCCAGGCACCGUACACAUUGUUUAUCAUCAUUAGUUCAAUAAGCCAGAGUAACAGUGACUCUUUUUGGAGUUUUAUCAUAGGAUGGUGUAUGUGGUCAAACUCUCUAAUAAAUCCUGUUUUGUAUCCAUUGUGCCACAGCAGUUUCCGAAGAGCAUUCUGUAAAAUAUUUCACCUUAAAUAA